This is a messenger RNA of Podarcis lilfordi (Lilford's wall lizard), 1225 nucleotides long. The record is from the annotation of a GenBank genome assembly. NCBI's taxonomy places the organism in Eukaryota, Metazoa, Chordata, Lepidosauria, Squamata, Lacertidae.
AUGACCCAGAAGCCCACAGCUAAAGCCCCUCAGCUCCAUGGCUUCCUAGCAGGAGUGGAUGUCAUCACUCUGCCCUGCAGCCAAUGGGUUACAAUCAGAGUUUGGAAAGCUGAUGUUUCAACUGAAAUAGGAGAGGAAGGAAAGAAGCCCUCUUCCCAGACUGGGUGCCCUAGUGAGGAGGAGGAGGAGGAGGAGAAGGAGGAGAAGGAGAAGGAGAAGGAGAAGGAGAAGGAGAAGAAGAAGAAGAAGAAGAAGAAGAAGAAGAAGAAGAAGAAGAAGGGCCUGGCUCCCCCUGCCCCUUCUAAAACAGUAUCUCCAAAGGUAUUUAAAAACAAGGGGUGGUGACUACACCAGGAUGUAAGGCUCCCUCCAUUGAUGCGAAGGAAUCUCUUUUUGCUCCAAGGCAGACGCUUGCAAUCAGGACUCUGUGUGUUUGUGAAAUUUAUUCCCAUUCAUGAUCCCUUGAGGUGUGGGAGGUCCUUUCCCCCUCUGAAGUCCGUUUCGUACCCACUCUGGGGUAGGGAUGGGUGAUGUCUCAAGUUUGUGGAUCCAGAGACCCCACUUUGCAGAUCGCCUGGGAACUGGCUGGGGGUUUUUUGUUUUUUGUUUAGAGAACUCCAGAAACUGUUAUUCUAUGAGGAGGGGCAAAGACCUAACAUGGGAAAUUCUCAACAACUUAUGAACUAUCGUGUCAAGGAAUAUUAUUAUUAUUAUUUUUUGCAGGGUGGGGUCUGGGGGAGACAACAUGUUGGUCAGAAAUCUAACCCCAGGCUGAACAGGCGGGAUUGAUACCAUGUUGAGGAGUCACUCUUUGUGGAUUUGUGGCUCAACAAACCUUAUGCCUGGAGAUUUUGCAUUUGCUGCCCUACCCAAGGCGGCCUUUCUAGCUGAGGCCAGUGAGGGUCCCUCUUCAUCUGCAUCAAGCAGCACGUUUCUGCUUCACAGGAAAAGCCAAAGGCCACCAUGGAUUCUGCCUGAUUUCUGACGGCAGCCACAUCUGAAAUACAAUUUGGGGGUGGGGAAGUACAUCCAAAAGGGAGAGGAAGGAAAAUGCUGCGGAUCACACUGUUUGUGGAAUUGUGGAGCAUCUCCAAGAAAUGUCCAGCUGUUUGUCUGGAACCAGGCGAAACCGGCUCAGCCUGAGAGCUGGAUUUCCUCCUCGUACCGAGCAGAACUGCUCUUUGGAAUCCGCCUGAGCCAGGCCCAGGAAGGACCACUUGACUGA